CAGCAGGCAUUCCAGUGGCUAAUUCUCCUGGAACAGGCCCAAAUCUGCCGUCGUUCUCUACACUGCCACUCGGGUAAACCUGUCACAGAAGAUAAAUUCUGAGAAUCCACAGAGAGCAACAAUGAGAUAUUUUUAUACAAUAUUGAUUUCUUCCCUUUUAGUGCUAUGUUGUAUGCAUAUUAGUAAAUCUGAGGUCAUUACGCUCACGGCCGAGACCUUCAAUGAUAAGAUAAGUGAGAAGCACACUGCUUGGUUUGUGAAAUUCUGUGUACCUUGGUGUAAGCAUUGUAAAAACUUGGGAACAUUAUGGGAAGAUUUAGGAAAGGCAAUAGAAGGAGAGGACACGAUAGAGAUUGGAGAGGUUGAUUGUGGCACAACUAAAUCAGUUUGUCAAAAGGUUGAUAUCCAUUCUUAUCCAACAUUCAAGCUCUUUUACAAUGGAGAAGAGGCUGCUAAAUAUCAAGGGCCAAGAGAUGUGGAGUCACUGAAAUUGUUUGCAUUAGAAGAAACAGAAAAGGCGGAAAGAAAAGCUGAAAGUGAUGAGGACAAAGAAUUAUAAUUUGUUAUUCAAAUUUGCAUCAUUUGCUGGAAACGUGUAGAGCCGUAGACACAAAAACACGGAAUGUGAAUUUUCCUGCCUGACAUCAAGAGUGGUAUUUAGAUCGGACAAUGGUUGUAAUUUAGUUUUUUCCUUUUCUUUUCCUGGCCCUUUAUCCUGGAUACCUAUCAUUACGCUUGUUCUUCUCGUGGAAACAGUAGAAAUCACGUUUUAUUAAAUGAAACAGUUUCAUUUCCAUUAUUAUUCCCGUAUCUCAAUUAGUUCUAAAUUUGAACAUGGGAAGGUUCAGAUCUACAUGCAAAGAUGUUUAACUGGGUAAUGGUAAUGGUUAACAAAACACUCUUGAAUCUCAAUAGCCCAAGCGAUUUAC
Cuscuta europaea is the source of this 929-nucleotide messenger RNA. Lineage: Eukaryota; Viridiplantae; Streptophyta; Magnoliopsida; Solanales; Convolvulaceae. The record is from the annotation of a GenBank genome assembly.